Anolis sagrei ordinatus is the source of this 2090-nucleotide messenger RNA. It is a transcript of the gene SLC25A18, whose product is annotated as solute carrier family 25 member 18. Gene Ontology annotation, biological process: malate-aspartate shuttle; L-glutamate transmembrane transport; aspartate transmembrane transport. The record is from RefSeq and is a predicted model, not a curated record. NCBI's taxonomy places the organism in Eukaryota, Metazoa, Chordata, Lepidosauria, Squamata, Anolidae. Gene Ontology annotation, molecular function: L-aspartate transmembrane transporter activity; L-glutamate transmembrane transporter activity.
AGAUAUUUCUAGUACUUGAGAAAGCAAGACUUGUCUGAGCAUGCUUACAUGCAAACAGUAUUUGUCUCAAAACCAGUUUAAAGUCAAACUUAUUUUUCCAAGACAAGAUAGCUCUUCACCCACCAGCCUUCACCCUGCCGCUUGGGUGGGGCUUGGGGCUCCUUCUCUGCAGGCCUGAAAGGGAGAGGCCUGGUGAGUAACCAGAAAGCGGGUUUUUGUUUUGUUUUGCUUUGUUUCACUCUACAGUGUGUUUGGAUAAAAUCACUGAGAGUUUAACUGUCCCUAAAAGCAAUAAUGGGGUUUGUUAGCAGGAAGAAACCAGAUGUGAGUCAUAUGCUUAGAACUGAGAUUGAGGAGGAAAGGAAGAAUUCAGACUCUUGCAAAUAAGCAAGCUGAGAAAAGGCAGAGAGGAAAGCAUCUCUGCAUUUGAAAGAAUUUUCCUGUGUCAGCAGCAGCUGCCGCCACCUCCGCCACCUCCGUACAACAACGUCCCCCGGGAACAAUGAGGGACAAGAAGAAGAUUAGCCUCCCAGCAAAGUUACUCAAUGGCGGUAUAGCAGGGCUUGUUGGAGUCACUUGUGUUUUCCCCAUUGAUUUGGCCAAAACCCGCCUCCAGAAUCAGCAAGGACAAGCAGUCUACACUGGAAUGCGAGACUGUUUGAUUAAGACUAUUCGCUCAGAAGGGUUCUUCGGCGUUUAUAGAGGGGCUGCUGUGAACCUAACUCUCGUCACUCCCGAAAAAGCAAUCAAGUUGGCAGCCAAUGAUCUCUUCCGCCAGUUGCUCUCUCAGGAUGGAAAAGAAUUGUCAUUAGGAAGGGAGAUGCUGGCUGGCUGUGGAGCGGGAACCUGCCAGGUGGUGGUCACUUCCCCAAUGGAAAUGCUGAAGAUUCAACUACAGGAUGCUGGAAGGCUAGCGGCUCACCAGCAAAAGGCCUUGGGACAGGAUGGACUCUCUGCUGCAGCCGCUUCCCAUUCACCACCAGGUUUGCACCACAGGCAAACAAAAACCUCAGCGUCUGCAACAACCUAUCAGCGCCCCUCUGCCACUGUGAUUGCCAGGGAUCUGCUGCGUACCCAAGGUCUAUCUGGCCUGUAUAAAGGGCUGGGGGCCACCCUACUCAGGGAUGUGCCCUUUUCUAUGAUAUAUUUCCCACUCUUUGCCAAUAUCAACAAGUUGGGACAGAAGAACCUGGAAGAAAAAGCAUCUUUCUUGCACUCAUUCGUCUCUGGCUGUGUGGCAGGAUCUGUGGCUGCUGUGGCAGUGACCCCACUGGAUGUUCUGAAAACACGCAUUCAAACUCUCAAGAAAGGGCUGGGAGAGGACACAUACAAUGGGAUCAUUGAUUGUGCCAGGAAAAUAUGGAUUCAUGAGGGUCCUGCUGCUUUCAUGAAAGGGGCAACAUGUCGCGCACUGGUCAUAGCUCCCUUGUUUGGCAUAGCCCAAGGGGUCUAUUUCAUUGGCAUUGGAGAAUACGUCAUGGAUUUUUUCAAAUAGCAUCAUCUCCAAAUGCAGUGCCUCUUCCAUUGAGACUGCCCAUGUUCAACAGAACCGAUUGAUGGAAGAGCAAAAGAUUUCUCCUUGAACAGCUGAGGCAACAAACCACCGUCCAGGCUGCUUCUGUCCAGGAAGAUUACCUUCAAGAAACUCCACUUCCUAUGCAAUCCGCUCAAGUCAAGGGAAUAUGUCAUCCUCACCUUCUUUAUAAAGGUGAGGAUGACAUAGUUUUAAUGAAAAGGUACAUAUUUUGCUUAUUGAACUUGCAUAUUUUCCUUAAAAUGCCUAGCCCCAUGCUUACAAGAUAAUCCAGAAGAAAUUGAAAGUAAAUUCUAACAAGGAUUCUAGUUCUAAGGGGGAGCUUGGAAUUGGCCCACGAAGGUCCUACCCUUCACCAGUCCCCAUAUCCUUUUAAUAUAAGAACCUAGCAAAAGAGCUUUAUCAGAUUAAUACCCUUGAACAAAAGAAAGGAGGAACCCUCGUGUAUAUGUAAUGUGUACUCAUAAUGUACAGAGAAAUUGUAGACUAUAAUUUUUUAACUUUAUGUUUCUAUUAUGCAUUUGUUAGAACUUAUGGAGUCUUUGGGACUUCUUUA